Molecule: messenger RNA, 1195 nt
Organism: Pseudopipra pipra
Lineage: Eukaryota; Metazoa; Chordata; Aves; Passeriformes; Pipridae
Gene: BTG4
Product: BTG anti-proliferation factor 4
Exons: 6
Coding region: 167-820 (217 amino acids)
Biological process (GO): negative regulation of mitotic cell cycle; negative regulation of cell population proliferation
Cellular component (GO): cytoplasm; nucleus
Source: RefSeq, a predicted model, not a curated record
AGGGAGGAUUUGGGGAGCUGAGGGGCUUUUCCUUUCUGUGCAAAUAGUUUUUAUAGUGUUUGAGGUGUUUUCUUGGAGCCUCUUUGAAGCUGUUUAUAAAGUGUAUCCUGGGUUUUUGCCUGCUCUGCUCUGAAAAGCUGAAACACCUCGUGUGCUGCAAUUUAAGAUGAAAGAUGAAAUUGCUGCCACGGUCUUCUUCAUCACAAAGCUGGUGAAAAGGGAAGAUAAGCUGAGCAAGGAAAAAAUAGAGAAAUUUGCAGCCAGCCUGACUGCCAUCCUGCUUGAGAAGUACAAGAAUCACUGGUAUGUGGACAACCCAAACCGAGGACAAGCCUACAGGUGCAUCAGGAUAAACAAACACGAGGCCAGAGAGCCCCUGCUGGAGCAAGCCUGUGUGGAGAGUGGUGUGGACUUCAAGGAGCUCGGUUUGCCCAAGGAGAUGACAGUGUGGGUUGACCCCUUCGAGGUCAGCUGCAGGUACGGGGAGAAGAACGAGCCCUUCACCAUCGUGCGCUUCGACGGGAAGGAGAACCCCGAGCUGCCGCAGCUCAUCAACUAUGCUGUGGAGAGGGCAGCCCUGGACUGUCACUCUGGCAGCUCCUCGGAUGAGGAGAGCUUCCCCAGGGAGCCCAGAGCCAUCCCUACUGUCAGCAACCCCAACAGUGUGUACCAGUCCAGUGACUACUACAAGGCUCCCACGCAGCCCUGGUCCCUGUAUCCCCCCAGGAAGACCUACCUGGCUGAUGGCUCCUACCAUGGCCAGCACAGGGUCUCCAGGCCCCCAGCUGCCUUCUCAGGGCCACGUGUGGACAGGGUUUGACUCUUGAAUUUGGGAGGAGGAGAGACUGUCUCCCCAAGCCUAAGAGCAGAGCUGGGCUUGGACAGUGCAGGACCUGCCUUCCUGUAUGGGAGAGAGCUGAGAUAUGGUGACUCCAGGACAAGUAAAGGUUGUCUGGGCUGGGCAAGUUGUUUUCAGUGGUGGAAAAUAAUAUUUCUUGCUCUUGGUGUGUAAUUGUGUAGAUACAGUCACUUGGGGUAAUUAUAUCUAUAGCUUUUGCUGUGUCAUAAAGUGAGAAAAGUGUAACUGUUCAGCUGAACUUCACAACAUGUUGUAGAUUGAUCCACCAGUUUAAAAAAUAAUGCAUUUGACACUGAGCAGAACUGAGUGAUUCUGUAUUUUGCUUCUAUUCCUGGA